Molecule: messenger RNA, 1618 nt
Organism: Cryptomeria japonica (Japanese cedar)
Lineage: Eukaryota; Viridiplantae; Streptophyta; Pinopsida; Cupressales; Cupressaceae
Product: phosphatidylinositol/phosphatidylcholine transfer protein SFH2
Exons: 11
Coding region: 284-1324 (346 amino acids)
Source: RefSeq, a predicted model, not a curated record
CACCUCACAUCAAAUUAAAGUGGGGGCUCUGAUGGAACUCGUUUCCUAAUUAAAUUCGAUUUAACAGAAAUUUCAGUCAUACACUUAAUUUAUUCUCUGCAACUUUCGAUGCCGCGUGGAAAAAUAAAUUUGUCCCUGAAAACGUGUACAGAGUAUUCUACAGUACAUCAGCAAUGACCGCUGCCGCGGACUUUACUUUUUAAAUAGCCGGAACGACAAAUUUGUCUGUAAAAUAAAAUACCGCCAGAUUUUUUUUUUUCAGCCGAAAAAUCUGCGUUUAAGAAUGGAGUCCGAACCUUCGGAUGCGAAAAACGAGUUGAAGGCAUUAAUAGACAAUGUGGACGAGCCUUUGAAGAAAACCUUCGAGAACAUGCAUCAUGGUUACCCACAGGAAACAUUAGAGAGAUUUUUGAAGGCACGUGAAGGAAAUGUUCAUAAAACACUCAAAAUGUUGCUUGAUUGCCUGACUUGGAGAGUUGAAAAUGAGAUUGACAAUAUAUUGGCGAAACCAAUUGAACCAAUUGAAGUCUAUAUUGCUGUUCGGGAAUCACAACUCAUUGGGAUGACAGGGUAUUCUAAAAAAGGACUUCCUGUCUUUGCUCUUGGUUUGGGGCUGAGCACAUUUGAUAAAGCAUCUGUUGAUAAGUAUGUGCAGUCCCAUAUACAGAUAAAUGAAUAUCGAGAUUGCGUUGUGUUGCCAGAAGCAACAAAGAAACAUGGGAGUUAUAUUGGUACUUGCUUGAAAGUUUUGGACAUGACAGGCCUGAAGCUCUCUGCAUUAAGCCGCAUUAAGAUUUUGACUACAAUAGCUACCAUUGAUGAUCUGAACUAUCCAGAAAAGACAGACACAUAUUAUAUUGUUAAUGCUCCAUAUGUUUUCUCUGCCUGCUGGAAGGUUGUCAAGCCCUUGUUGCAAGAAAGGACAAGGAGAAAAAUACAAGUUUUAGAAGGUAGUGGCAGAGAGGAGCUUCUAAAGGUGAUGGACUAUGAAGCUCUUCCUUCAUUCUCAAAGUGUGAUAGCUCAGGUUCCUCAAAAUACAGUAACGGUGAGAUAAUAGAUUGUUUUUCACUGAGACACCCUUUUCAUUCAGAACUUUAUAAUUAUAUUAAGCAGCAAGCAACAAAUAGAAAACCUACCAAGCCUAUCAAAAUUGGUUCUUUCCAUGUACAAGUGCCAGAGGAUCCUGAAGGAACUAUAAUAGCCCAAACCCUAGAAUCUGAAUUACAUAAAUUAGAGGGUGAAGAGAAAGUUGUGAAUGCAGUACACAGUCUAAAAAUAAAUGAUGGAAUGCAGUCAAGAUUAGAAAAUGGUGAUACAAAAUAAAUCUGAUAUAUAAUACAAUGCCAUAUUGGAGAAAUGUUCUGAUGAUCUCUCAUCUGGGCAGAACAAGGCUACCAAGCCAUUUGCAGCAUUCUGUAGAAACGAUGAAUCUUUCUGUAGCUCAAGAAUGCCUUCUAAGGCUGGUAUUUUGUCUUGACAGCCUUGAUCUUGUCAAAUAUAUGAGAAAUCCAUGGGAAUUUAUGGAAAUAGAUGUGAUUCUAUUUCCUCUUUCAAUGCAGAAACAGAAAUAAAGCUCUAUUUAAAUGGAAAUGAAGAACAAUCAGUACUUUGCAACCA